Messenger RNA from Ustilaginoidea virens, 2397 nucleotides. RefSeq lists its product as uncharacterized. NCBI's taxonomy places the organism in Eukaryota, Fungi, Ascomycota, Sordariomycetes, Hypocreales, Clavicipitaceae. Gene Ontology annotation, molecular function: secondary active sulfate transmembrane transporter activity. The transcript has 4 exons. Gene Ontology annotation, cellular component: membrane. The coding region runs from base 1 to 2397 and encodes 798 amino acids. The record is from RefSeq and is a predicted model, not a curated record. Gene Ontology annotation, biological process: transmembrane transport.
AUGACCCCGACGCCGACCAUCAAGGACCGCCUCGCCAAGGCCGUUGGCUACGACUCCGACGGGCCCCAAGACGACGUUCCCCCCAUCUCGAACACGGACGUCUUUAUCGAGCGUGAGCCCACCGUCAGAGAGUUCCUCGCCGAAAUUGCGCCCACCCGCCGCGGUGCUGCUCGUUACCUUUCCAACUUAUUCCCCUUUGUCCACUGGAUCGGCAAGUACAACUGGAUAUGGCUGACUGGAGACCUCAUCGCUGGAAUCACGGUCGGUGCUGUUGUCGUUCCUCAGGGCAUGGCAUACGCCCAGUUGGCUCAGCUUCCCGUGGAAUAUGGUCUGUACACAUCCUUCAUGGGCGUGCUCAUCUACUGGUUCUUUGCUACUUCCAAAGACAUCACCAUUGGGCCUGUCGCCGUCAUGUCCCAGGUCACCGGAGAUGUCGUCCUCAGGGCCAAGGACAAGCUCCCCGAUGUCCCCGGCCAUGUCAUUGCCUCAGCUCUGGCCAUCAUAGCUGGUGCCAUCAUCCUCUUUAUUGGUCUGGCUCGCCUGGGCUGGCUCGUCGAGUUCAUCACCCUUCCAGCCAUCUGCGCCUUCAUGACCGGCUCCGCUGUCAACAUCAUCUCCGGUCAGGUCCCCAAGUUGAUGGGCAUCACCGGCGUCAACACCCGGGAUGCUCCCUACAUGGUCAUCAUCAACACUCUCAAGAAUCUCCCAACCGCCCGGGUCGAUGCCGCGCUUGGCCUGUCGGCUUUGCUGAUACUCUAUCUCAUCCGCGGCACCUGCUCCUUCAUGUCAAGGAAGCAGCCACAGCGUGCAAAGACAUACUUUUUCCUCUCCACUCUCCGCACCGUCUUCGUCAUUCUUCUGUACACUGCCAUCAGUGCCGCCGUCAAUGUUCACCACAAGCUCAAGCCCAGCUUUAGCAUCAUCAAGGACGUCCCGAGGGGUUUCCAGCACGCCUCUGUUCCGAAAAUCAACAAGGAAAUCAUCAGCUCCUUCUCCCCCGACCUCCCAGCUGCCGUCAUUGUCAUGCUGAUUGAGCACAUUUCCAUUUCCAAAUCCUUUGGCCGGAUCAACAACUAUGUCAUCGACCCGUCCCAGGAACUCGUGGCCAUUGGCGUCACCAACUUGCUCGCCCCUUUCCUCGGCGCCUACCCGGCCACCGGAUCCUUUUCCCGGACCGCCAUCAAGUCCAAGGCUGGUGUCCGAACGCCCUUUGCUGGUGUCAUUACCGCCAUUGUCGUCUUGCUGGCGCUCUACGCCCUGCCGGCUGUCUUCUUCUACAUCCCCAACGCGGCACUCGCGGCCGUCAUUAUCCACGCUGUCGCCGAUGUCGUUACUCCCCCGAAAGUCGUCUUCCAGUUUUGGCGCGUCUCGCCGCUCGAGGUGCCCAUUUUCCUGGCUGGAGUGCUCGUAACCGUUUUCUCUUCCAUUGAGAAUGGCAUCUACACCACCAUGUCGGUCUCAUUUGCCAUUCUGCUCUGGCGACUCUUCCUUAGUCGCGGCCGAGUCUUGGGAGUUGCCCGCAUUCGUACUGCUCGCGCCAAGCAGCUGGCUGUUGGCGACAAGAAAUCUAGCGGGGAAGCUGAAGCCUUUGCACAAGAGUCAGACGAGUCGUUGCGAACAGGGUUCCUCCCCCUAGAUCAUGAAGAUGGCUCCAACCCUCGAGUGGUCGUGUCCAGCCCGCACCCCGGCAUUUACAUUUACAGAUUCGCCGAGGGCUUCAAUUACCCCAAUGCCGGGCGGUAUAUGAAUCAUCUCACCGACCUCAUCUUCAAGGAGACCAGGAGAACUGAUGCAGGUCUCUUGGGCAGGCUAGGCGAUCGGCCAUGGAAUGAUUAUUCGCCGCGCAAGCAGAGAGUUGACGAGGUUGAUAAUCGUCCGACUCUAAAAGCCAUCAUUUUCGACUUUUCUUCUGUGAACAACAUCGAUGUCACAGCCGCCCAGACCCUGAUUGACGUGCGGAAUCAACUGGACCGCUAUGCCGCACCAAACACAGUCGACUGGCACUUUGCCCACAUUGAAAACAGAUGGACAAAGCGCGCCCUCGCCGCGGCCGGCUUCGGAUUCCGCUCCCCCAAGCCUGCCCCCGGCGAAGGCGCCAAGCACUGGAAGACCAUCUUCAGCAUUGCCGACCUUGGAGGAUCCGACAGCGCAGCCAAGGCUGCCGAAGCUGCCGAACUGGCCGAAACGACUGAAAAGAGUGAAAAGACGGACAAGUUACUCGGCGAGGUCGACGCCGAGAAUGAUGGAUCCGACGUGUCACACUUGUCGGAAAAGGAUGCGCCUCGGAAUCCGGGAAGCGCACAGCUGGUGGCGGUUCACGGAUUAAAUAGACCUUAUUUCCAUUUCGACCUGCAAGAGGCAGUUGAGGCGGCUAUUGCCAACACUGAGCGAUGGUGA